Patiria miniata (bat star) is the source of this 4045-nucleotide messenger RNA. RefSeq lists its product as uncharacterized. The record is from RefSeq and is a predicted model, not a curated record. Gene Ontology annotation, molecular function: calcium ion binding. The transcript has 14 exons. NCBI's taxonomy places the organism in Eukaryota, Metazoa, Echinodermata, Asteroidea, Valvatida, Asterinidae. Bases 777 to 3452 code for a protein of 891 amino acids.
UGUUUGUGCUUCUUUUGAAGCAGAUACUCUUUGUUGUCUCGUAUUGAUUUUGGGAUUCACUGUGUGUUGCUAUGUUUGAGACCACAUUUAUAACUGCCCAGUCAAGAAAGCAAGCAGUAAUGAAUAGUGUUGCUCUCUUAGUGAAUAGUGUUGCUCCCUCCCUAAGUGAAUGUCUGAUUGACUUCAGGCUUCCCAUUGAGGUGUUAAGAUGUUUCAACACAGACGGUGAUUGCUCUGCUGGAAUAUACCUGGGGCGUGCCUGACUACCUGUCAACUUGAUCUAAAAGAUUUUUGUGGCGUUACCGGCAAUUUGUGACAACACAGCUUUUUUUAAUCCGGCAAAAAUAUUGGCUGUUGUUUACACAUCCCAGUGGAUUAACAUUGAUUUAGACGUUCUCAAUCGGAGGAACCAACGUUAGCCAUUUUUCAAAGAAAAAACUUUAAGAUUAACAGUUUGGAGAAAGAAUUGUGAAUUUGGAAGUUGGCUUCUGGACAUUAUUUUAACUAUGGAUAGAGAAAUUUCUACCUUCAUUCCUGACAUGCUGUAGUAUCUCACAGGAUGUUCCAAGCAUGUAAACGAGGAUUGUGUCGUCGCGUUGUGGAAACUACAUGCAGCACAGUUGUUCUUAAUCAGGAUUGCAGAAUGUUGCAUCUACAAUACCCAUCCUGAAGGUUAGACUCAACGUUUCCUUUUGAAACCUUGUGAUGAUAUUGAAGCAUCUGACUCAACUCUGUGGAAUAUAAAACCAGCAACGUCGAUACCAACUGUUUCAACCAUGUCAACCAUAUCGGGAUCCGCCUCCCCAAAGCUGCCCUCGGUGCGCUUACAAAGGGACCGGUCUCGAUCUGCGCUUUCUCAGAGAGCGCCCUCUGUUGUCAGCAAUGACACGCAAUCUGCAUACAGUCAGAGGACGCAGAGCAUGUUUGUGCGGAAGCUGGGAAUUCUUAUGGCCGAGCACUUGGCAACCAGGCACGAGUUGUAUCAAAAGUAUCAUGCAGCAUCGGGGGGAAAUCUAAGAAGACAGCAUCAAAGGGCAGGAACAUCAAUGUCGUCAAUAAGCUGCACGGCUAGUGUGCCUUGGACAUUCUAUUCCACAACCAAGAUGAAACAGCUUCCCCUGCCCCAGCUGCAGAGCUCUGAGGUCCUGCGAGCCUCAUCACCUAGCCCAAGGGGGAAGAGAAACGUCAGUGUCUGCUCAGAGAGAUAUCUGGGGACAUCCGUGGUUGGUCAGCCUCAACAUCGCAGAAGUAAAUCAGCCGCUGAGAUUCUGCAUCCGAUAUCGUCCAACGCAUCUACCAGUGAUCAAGUCAGACGGUUUGAGGAGGAGAGGAUGGCGCUGUUACAGACUAGGACACUCAAGAGGAGCACUGAAGUUAUGGCACACCGCAAGGAUAGAAAAUACCACAUGUGUGGAUCAGGAGUGUCAAUCCACGACCGCUACAUGGUGGACAGCGAUGAGAUGGAUCGGUUACGGCAGCUCAUCCAGGCCAGGUCAACCAAGAGAGGCAGCUCUCCAGUCAGCUACUAUGGCAGAUAUGGAGUCAGGGUUACCAGUGGACAUGGUACUCGGCAGACAAAGCCUUCAACAGCCACAGAGGAACAAAAGGAGCAACAAGGUAAUGACAUAGACUCAUCUCAGAUCCCCAUAGAAACCAAUGAGAAUGAAAACAAUGUUGCCGUAGCAACGCCAGCUAACGAAAAUGGGAAUGACGCCAUGGCUGCACCCACAGCAGUCACUGAUGAGGAAGAUGGAGUUAAAGAAGAUAAUUUGGCCGUCGGUGAAGUUGAUAGAAAAGUGGAUGACAGUGAGGUUGCUGCCAAUAUGGUAAACAUUGAAAAGUCUGGUGGAAAGGAAGACCAAAAAGAGGUAAACACAUCAGAAAAUGCAACCUGUGAACUAGACAACCUAGACCACAUUUUACCAGUUAGCAAUGACGAAAGCCUGGAUGUCGACCAGCCAGUAGAGGGCGCCUUAACACAGACCAAAGACGAUGCCCAAGAAAGCCCAGAAUCGGAGACCAAGGCUGAUGGGUCACAUGGAAGAGAUCCGAAUGUCAACCCAGACGCACAUCCUGAUGAGAACACUAAAGAGGAAGAGGUACAUGGAGCAGCAGGCAUUGGGGAGGAUAAAGAAGUUAUUGGAUCUGAAGACGUAUCGGAAGGAUUGAGGGGUGAUGGUGAUAACAGUUCUGCUAAUGCAGAAGAUAUGGAGGUACAGGAAAUACAAAACAUGAUGCCAAAUGUGAGGAUUUCCAAGAAACUGGCAAAGAAAAGUGGGAAAGAUGCCUUCAUGACAGACUUUGAGACCUCAGAUGCAGCCGGCGACGACAUUCAAGACAUGUUUAGCAAUCUCAAGCCUGAUCACCCCACCUCCUCUAAUGGGACAAAUCAAGAAGACACUGACGCAUCAAGACGAGGGUCCUCUCAAGAAGGCCCUACCCAGGAGACAUCCCAGGAAUCGCAUCAUCCGACCGCCGAGGAGGCCCUUCUUGGAAUGCUAGUCAGCGAUGAUAAGAUCGCAGCCAUGGAGGACAGUCUAAGGAGACUCGACCGUCUCAAAGGAGGCAUCCAGGAUGUCGGACAUCUUGAAGAAUCAGAACUAAACCUCGAGGAGCUCAACGCCAACCAGCAUGACGUCGAUUACGGGGAGGAGGUGUAUGGGAAGGUCUUGAAUGACGAGGAGUUGAAGGAGAUUGAGAGAUUGAGGGCUGAGAAGAGAGAGGCUAGGAGCGCUAAGUCUAGGAAAGGAGACGAUACCAUCAUGGCCGAGGCUAAAGUGUCGCAGGCAAAAUCCAAGAUGGCCGACAUUUACAAUUUCAUCAGCCCCGUGCAGCAAGAGGUGCUCGAGAAGAAGUUUCAAGAGUUGGACAUUGAUGGCAACGGCGUCAUCACGCUACAGGAGCUGUUCAAGAGGAUGUAUCGGGGCAGAGCCAACAAAGAAUUAGGCCGAGCUUUCAUGCAGGUGUUUGACUUGAACAAAGACCAGACAAUUGACGAGCGUGAGUUUGUGAUUGUCGCUGCACUCAACGACAAGCUGACAGGGAAACUCACCGAUUCAGCAGAUGCUCCGUUAGAGUUGGAUCUGGACAGGCUAGCCCAGAGUAUUACAGCAUACAAGGAAAUAUUUCAGGUGACUGACCAGGACUCCGACGGCCGCCUGACUCUCGAAGACGUCAUGCUUGUCAUCUCGCUCUCAGGGAACCUAGAGACUGGGAUAGACCCAGAUAUCGUCCAACAUGUUCACAACACCAUCGAUGCGGAUGACAACGGAACCAUUGAUUUCAUAGAGUACCUCACCUACAUACCUUUCUUUCUCAAGUUACACAAGAGGAUGGCUGCAAGUCGGCAUAUUACCAUAGCGGAGGUUGAGAGGACUAGGGAUGCGGUGAGGAGCGCCAUCCUCAAGGUGCGGGGAACUGGGACCAGGGAAGUGACGAUGAAGACAUUCUGAGGAUCAAGAGGCUAAUCUCUGGAUGGAACAGCCGUUUGAGAUGAAUGGCUAAACCCAGUAUUGAUUUACAUCACCCUAUGCAAAAUCCAUCUUAUGAACAGGAGAUGAACUUAUUAGGAAGUUUCAAAAUUGUUGAUUGAUGGAGAAGCAGUGACUUUUACGGACACCAUCAAUACCAUUGUGAAAGGAGCUUGAGUCCAAAUGGUUGCCAUGCUCUCCAAGCUUAUUUCUCCAGUCUCAUCAAAGGAAGUAGGACAGACUACAUCACUUUUCAGAGUUUGGAAACACUUAUAAAGCCAAGAUGUAAACAGUACCAUGGACCAUUCAGAAGCUUCCAGCAUGGCGUGACCAAGUGUAAAGAUAGAGAUUGUAAUUGAGAUUGUGUUAUGAAAAGAUUUACAUAUACAUGUACAUGUAUCCUGAGAAGCAUUAUUCUAUGUCUGUAUGCUCGGAACAGAGCAUGUAAAUAUGACAAUACAAAGCCGUCUCUAAAUGCUGAAUUGAACAUUGACGCAUGCUUCUACAAUCCCGGCCAAAAUGGUUGGGACACUUGGAAAUAACCUUAGCCUCCAACGGUCACCAACUCCCCCGCU